Peniophora sp. CBMAI 1063 is the source of this 1737-nucleotide messenger RNA. The record is from the annotation of a GenBank genome assembly. NCBI's taxonomy places the organism in Eukaryota, Fungi, Basidiomycota, Agaricomycetes, Russulales, Peniophoraceae.
AUGUUCUCUGCUUUGGCUUUCCAAUUACCGGCUCCCGUUAACCAGCCCGCUGUCUCGGAGGAGGAAGAGACGUAUGACGCUCCCGCUACACAACCAUCCACAUCCACCAAUGUCGUCCUUCGCCAGGCGGCACCGCCAUAUGGUCAGAGGAGAGGAUGGAAACCGACCUCACAAGAGGACUUUGGUGAUGGUGGAGCGUACCCGGAGUGCCCUAUCGCACAAUACCCUAUAGAAAUGGGUAAAAAGAAGAUGUCCUCCGGUAACACACUCGCUCUACAAACCGACAAGGAUGGGAACGUGCGAUACGAUGCCAUUGCUCAGCAGGGCCAACGCGACGGCAAGAAAGUCCAGUCGCAGUUCAAAGAUCUCGUCCCCCUCUUUUAUCGCAAAGACCUCACAGAAGAAGAGAAAGAAAUGGCGCGGCCGUCCGAGGAGGAAGUUGCGGAGACCACGGAGAAGACGCGCCUGGCGCUCGAGAAGAUUACGCAGGGAAAGAUCAAGACCGCGAACCCCAGCACGGUGCCAGGAGCGUCAGGCAAGACGCAGUUUAUUCGAUACACGCCUGGCCAGCAGAACGGUGGUGCCAUGCAGCAGCGCAUCAUCAAGAUGACUGAGGUCGUCGAAGACCCACUUGAGCCGCCACGCUUCAAGCACAAGAAGAUUCCGCGUGGUCCGCCGAGCCCGCCACCACCUGUGCUGAGGAGUCCCCCGCGGAAGGCGACAGCGCAGGAGCAGAAGGAAUGGAUGAUCCCGCCGUCCGUGUCGAACUGGAAGAACAACAAAGGUUUCACCAUCCCACUCGACAAGCGGCUGGCGGCGGAUGGCCGUGGUUUGCAAGACGUCACUAUCAACGACAACUUUGCCAAGUUCUCCGAGGCGCUCUUUGUUGCCGACCGUCAUGCUCGCGAGGAGGUACGGCAGCGCGCACUCAUGCAACAGAAGCUCGCGCAAAAGGAGAAGGAAGCAAAGGAGGAGAACCUUCGUCUGCUUGCCCAGCGCGCUCGUGAAGAGCGUUCGGGUAUUGCACCACGCGCUACCGGCCCCUCUGCCGACUCUGCCGCUGCCAUGAAGAACUCCCUCGCCGCAUACGACAGCGACUCUGACACAGAGCCUAGCGAGGACGAGGAGGACGAGGAAGCUGCCAAGCUUCGCGACCAGAUGAGGCAGGAGAAGCGCAGGGAACGCGAGCGCGAGAUGCGGAUGAACAACAUGGGCACUGAACAGCGCGCGAAGAUGCUCGCUCGCCAGCAGAACCGCGAUAUCUCUGAGAAGAUUGCACUCGGUUUGGCGAAGCCUACCAUGGCCAAGGAGAGCAUGCUUGACGCACGGUUGUUCAACCAGGAGUCGUUGUCAACUACGUUCGGCGACGAGGACAGCUACGGGUUGUACGAUAAGCCGCUGUUCCAUGGGUCCACCGCUGCUGCGGCUAUCUAUAAGGCUCGCGGGAACAUCACGGAGGGUAACGAGGAUAGCUUCGGUGGCGGAACGGAGGAAGGUAUCGGCAAGGCGUUGGAUAACGACCGCUUCGGACUGGGACGGGCGCAGGUCGGGUUCGAGGGCGCGGCGGACCAGGAGGUGAGGGAUGGCCCGGUACAGUUCGAGAAGGAUACGUCGGACGUGUUCGGUGUCGACAAGUUCUUGGACGAGGCGAAGAGCGGCAAGAAGCGGGGCUUGGACACAGAGGCUGGUGGUGCGCGCAAGCGUCAGCAAAUGGAUCGUGCAUCCGAACGCGAGUGA